AUGAUUCAGAAGGUUAUGAUUGCGCUUGAUAAUGGCGUCUGGCCAGAUGAGAUUAAGAUGUUCAAACCCUUCCAAACAGAGUUGUAUCGAUCGGGAGGUCUAUUGAUGAGAGGUGAACGGAUUGUUAUCCCUGCAGAUCUUCAGCAACAGACGCUGCGAAUAGCGCAUGAGUCGCAUCCAGGCAUAGUUUCUAUGAAAAGAAGGCUGCGGCAGAAAGUGUGGUGGCCUGCUGUGGACAAACAGGCAGAAAAGGUGGUGAAGAGCUGUAAAUCGUGCACAAUUGUGUCUGCCCUCGAUCCACCGGAACCGAUAAAGAACACUAGGAUGCCAGAUAGAGCUUGGGCGGAUUUAGCAGCUGAUUUCGUAGGGCCUCUCCCGUCGGGGCACAAUCUCCUUGUCAUUGUCGACUAUUUCAGCCGCUUUGUCGAAGUCGUCGUAAUGAAGCAAAUCACCGCUACGUUAACCGUUCAAGCGUUCCAUGAGACAUUUUGUCGGUUUGGCUUUCCAGAGACGCUGAAAACCGACAAUGGCCCCCAAUUCACGGGAGAAGAGAUGAAAACAUUUUGCAAACAGUUUGGAAUAGAGCAUCGAAAGACCACUCCAUACUGGCCUCAAGCCAAUGGGGAAGUGGAGCGCGUUAAUGGGAUGAUCGAGAAACACUUGAAAAUAAGUCAUCUGGAGGAGACGGAGUGGAAGUGGGAUUUGCGAAUGAGUGUCCUCAUGUAUAACUCAACGCCACACUCGUCCACAGGAGUUGCACCAUCGGUUCUGAUGUUUGGUAGAUUAAUACGCGAUAAGUUGCCAGCAGUAUCCACCGGCCCAAACCGAUUGAUCGAAGAAGCAAUGGACCGGGAUAAAGUAUCGAAGCGGAAGAGUGCUGAUUAUACGGAUAGUCGUCGGAGAGCUAAACAGAGAGAACUGAAGGCCGGUGAUAUUGUCUUCGUCAAAAGGAUGAUAAAGGAUAAUAAAUUGGCAUCUACGUUUAGCCCAGAAGAAUGGAAGAUUGUUCAUCGCUGCGGAUCUGAUGUAACCUUGCAGUCCAUGGUAUCAGACAAAAUUAUCCACAGGAACGUGGCGCAUCUCAAGCUGCGGACAUCUAGUCGAAGUGACAGUCAAGAGGAAACAUCGGACGAAGAAGAAGUAUCAACAGAGGACAUCUGGAGCAGCCGAGGAGGAGCCACCACUCAGGAAACUGAUGGCCAUGAGCAACAACCGGGAGAAGAGUCAUCCGUGCGUCCACGAAGGAUGAUCAAGAAACCAGGUUACCUAGAAGACUACAAAAUAAAUAAUUGUCAGUGA
This is a messenger RNA of Aedes albopictus (Asian tiger mosquito), 1299 nucleotides long. RefSeq lists its product as uncharacterized. The record is from RefSeq and is a predicted model, not a curated record. The transcript has a single exon. Lineage: Eukaryota; Metazoa; Arthropoda; Insecta; Diptera; Culicidae. Gene Ontology annotation, molecular function: nucleic acid binding. Gene Ontology annotation, biological process: DNA integration. The coding region runs from base 1 to 1299 and encodes 432 amino acids.